Sphenostylis stenocarpa is the source of this 1176-nucleotide messenger RNA. Lineage: Eukaryota; Viridiplantae; Streptophyta; Magnoliopsida; Fabales; Fabaceae. The record is from the annotation of a GenBank genome assembly.
AUGUUUGAAGGGAUGGGGGGACCCAACGGGCAGAGGGGGAAAGCACGAGAAUUUUAUGCUCUUACAGCCGGUGACAACUGUAGAAUUAAGACCCUCCAGCUGGAUUUGUCCACUUGGCGACACUCUAUUGGGGGAGAUCUGGCAUCAUUCUUUUUAGAAGCAGUGGUACUACCCACUUCUUUUGAACAGCUUUUGCCAGCUAUCACUGCCACAGCAUCUCUCGUGCGCCCUCACAGAGAAAGCAUUGCAUUGGGGGAGUGGAAGCAUAAGCUUCACCUCACUCUGUUCACUUCUCAGUUCAGCUGCAUAGAUUCUAUGUUGGGACUGUUUCUUGGUCUUUUGUUCGUGGGGUUGGCUGCCUCUGCCAAGUUUGAUGAACUCUUCCAACCCAGUUGGGCCAUGGACCAUUUCAUCCAUGAAGGAGAAUUACUCAAACUCAAACUUGAUAACUAUUCUGGUGCUGGAUUUGGAUCCAAGAGCAAGUACAUGUUUGGAAAAGUGACCAUCGAGCUCAAGCUUGUGGAGGGUGACUCUGCUGGAACCGUUACAGCUUUCUAUAUGUCAUCAGAUGGUCCAACUCACAACGAAUUUGAUUUCGAGUUUCUGGGCAACACCACUGGAGAACCUUACUCGGUCCAAACGAACGUGUAUGUGAACGGGGUUGGUAACAGGGAGCAGAGACUCAACCUUUGGUUCGACCCUACCAAGGACUUCCACACCUAUUCCAUCUUCUGGAACCAGCGCCAAGUUGUAUUCGAAGUGGAUGGGACGCCAAUAAGGGUGCAUACAAAUCUGGAACACAAAGGAAUUCCGUUCCCAAAGGACCAAGCCAUGGGUGUGUACAGUUCAAUAUGGAACGCAGAUGACUGGGCCACCCAGGGUGGUCGUGUGAAGACAGAUUGGAGCCACGCACCUUUCAUGGCCACCUACAGGGACUUCCAGAUCGACGCGUGCGAGUGCCCCGUGCCAGUGACGUCAGCGGAUACAGCCAAGAAAUGUAGCAGCAGUGAAGAUAAGAAAUAUUGGUGGGAUGAACCCACCUUGUCGGAACUGAACCUUCAUCAGAGCCACCAGCUUAUGUGGGUUAGGGCUAACCAUAUGGUCUAUGACUACUGCACCGACACUGCAAGAUUCCCCGUCACACCUGCUGAGUGUGUCCAUCACCGCCACCACUGA